AUGUCUACUGUCAAUAAAAAGUCUAUUGAGUGGUUUAAUCUUCCUGCGCAACUCUACAAGUAUGCUAAUUGCUUGAGCGAGUAUAUAAAACGCAAGGAAUACAAUAAUGAAGACGAUUUUAUGACUUUCUAAAUGCUUUACUUUAAGCUUAUGGAUAUUUAUAAAUACUUUGAUGAAAAUAAAGUUCUGAAUAACUUUAUCCCUGAAGAAGAGUUAUUAGCAGUUUUUAAGAGAAAAUUAAUAAGAUACAGAAUGCAUUUUCUUGAUUUAUAUAACGAGUUCAGCUCCAUGCUAGACUAAAUCGUCAUGUAUAAAAAGAAGAAAAAAAUGCUUUCUUCUAUCAACUUGUCUACUAUUCGUGAGACUCAUACUUUAAGCGAGAGUAGUCUAAGACCUCUUUAAGAAAGUCCUAAUUCUAAAAAGGAAUAAAGCGCUGCUUAAUCAAUCUAAAAGAAGUCCAUUAAAACUGUUUUACUGUUGCUAACAAGCUAAUUUAAAGAAAAUAUAAAAAAAAUAAAACCCAUUUAUGAAGAGAUUGUCAAGCUAACACCUCCUCUAACUCAAAACUUACAUAAUUAGGUGCAAAAGAUGAGUCUUUCUAAACAAAAUUCCUCUCACUAAAAUGAAAAUCCAAAGAGUAGCUUUGCUUCUCAAUAAUCGAACCCUUCAUUUAAUUCUUCUAACUUUUCUCUGCAGUCUUCUAAAUCUCAGGAAUCGAUCGAAAAUAUUAUGAAAACUUUACUUUCUUUAGCUUAAUCUAUAAAGCUACAAAUCAGAGAGAUAGAGAACCAGACUCAAAAUCUCAGCGAAUUCCAAGAACAUCAGGCUAAAUUCAAAAACAGCAAAGUAGCUUUCUUCAACUGCAUCGGUGCUAUUGAAAUAUAUUGGAUGCUCAGAUUUGACAAUGUUUCUGAUUUCUUGAAGACACAAAUUAAAUAGCUUCAAAAAGGAAUGGAAAUGUUCCUUGAAAAACUCAAAAAGAAUGCAAAAAAAAAUGAAACAAGCUAAAUUAUCUCAGCUACAGAAAACUAAAAGAAAGAUUCUUAAGAUCUUAUUAAAUUUCAUGUAUAAUAACCAGAGAUUUCUAGAAAUCCUUCUAUGAAUUAAUCAAAUUUAUAAGAAAAUCUGAGUGAAGGAUACAGCAGUCACAGUUCUUAAGAACUCUACUAUACAGCAAAGUCAAAUCAGCUUCCAAGAUAUAAAAUAUCAGAACAGAUCGCUUUAGAAGAAAUACCUGAAGAAGAUCAAGGUAAAACUUCUAUCACAAAUGACAAUAAUUUUUACUGCUACCAAAGUCAGCAAUCCGAGCUAGAAUCUAAGGACGAAAAUGACAUUUAAAAUAAUACUUUAUCACAAUCUUACAAUAACAAUGAAAAGUUCUCCUUAAACUCAAAUUUUCAAUUCAUUUUAAAGCAAGGAGAAAGCUCAGAUAACUUAUUUAAGUCUAUCCUAAGCAAUUCCGAUAUAAACAAAGAAUCUCAAAUAAAAAUAAAUUAAAACGAUAUCGAAUACAGAAUCGAAUAAACUAUCAGCUUAAACAUCACUAGCAGGGAGUCGAAGGAACAAAAUAAGACUAACACUUAAAGCAAUUAAGAUAGGAGAUAAAACGCCCAAUAAAUUUAAGUAAAUCAAGCUGACUCUUAAAAGACGUCCUCAACAAAAUCUUAAGCUAAUCCCUCAAACCCUUCAGGUAUGUCAGAAAUGAUGACCUAAAACUAAACGUGGAUGAAUGAUAAGCAAAGGUAAUCCAAAAAGCAACCUGACGAUAAGCUCAUCAGCAUAGGAUACUGUUUGUGCAUAUCAAAAAUAUCUUGA
Tetrahymena thermophila SB210 is the source of this 1815-nucleotide messenger RNA. RefSeq lists its product as hypothetical. The transcript has 6 exons. NCBI's taxonomy places the organism in Eukaryota, Ciliophora, Oligohymenophorea, Hymenostomatida, Tetrahymenidae. The record is from RefSeq and is a predicted model, not a curated record.